AUGCACUGCAAGACUGCUCUCUUCCCUCUCUUCGUCGCCUGUACUCUUGCUAUCCCCGCCGUGGUCCCUCUCGAAGUACGAGUUCCACCGAACAAGCAUCAGGGCUCCUGGCCAUUCACCAUGCCAAUCCCCCCAUGCUCCCCGGAUUCAGAACUAGUAGAAUUUGCAACCACCUACAAUGACCAUUGGGCGGUCUGGACCGACCAAGAGACGGGUAUUGUGACCGUCAAGGGACACAACAACCUCAAGGGCACGGGGGUCGUCAAGCAAGGCGGUGGCCGGGUGUACGAGUCCAAGUACAAUGUCUAUUGGACUUGGGACCCGAUCCAGGGCAUGGUGUAUCGCUUCGAGCGCGGCGAACUUCCGUGCUUCUAA
This is a messenger RNA of Aspergillus fijiensis CBS 313.89, 375 nucleotides long. RefSeq lists its product as uncharacterized. The transcript is spliced from 2 exons. The record is from RefSeq and is a predicted model, not a curated record. Bases 1 to 375 code for a protein of 124 amino acids. NCBI's taxonomy places the organism in Eukaryota, Fungi, Ascomycota, Eurotiomycetes, Eurotiales, Aspergillaceae.